AUGGUCUUCAUUAUGCGUCUCACCUAUGUACUCCUUGAGGAGUAUAAAGUUUAUGCCCAGAAUAUUUUUAAAAAGAGAAAGUUGGUUGAAACUGCCAGGUUUUUUUUAAAGAUACAAGGUAAUUAUGAUUGUAUUCCCUCUCAGAUAUUGAAUUUUUCUUCCCAUGAUUUUCUAGAUAAUGAAGAUCUGGAAAACACUAAGGUCACCUCUCCAGUGGCUUCUGCCUCUGAUCCAGAACCCAAUUCCUCACCCUACAGGCUACAGACGGUAUCCCCGGGGAGUGAGGAUGCCCCGGAAGAUCUGCGGAAAGCAGCUGGAGCCUUGGAGGCUCCGGCCUUGGUGGAACGGGAACUGCAGCCUACAGACCAGGCCCGGGUCCUCAACAAGAUGGCCGAGUACCAGGUUCCACAAAGGUCUGGGGACAUCGUUAUGAUCCAGUCUGAGCACACGGGAGCUAUAGAUAUUCUUUCAGCUGAUUUGGAAUCUGCAGAUCUUCUGGGGGACCACAGGAAAGUCUCCCCACCUCUGAUGGCUCCUCCGUGCAUCUGGACCUUUGCCAAGAUGAAGGAAUUCAAAAGCAAGCUGGGCAAAGAGAAGAACAGCCGUCUGGUGGUGAAGCGGGGUGAGGUGGUGACCAUCCGAGUUCCUACCCACCCAGAGGGGAAGCGUGUCUGCUGGGAGUUUGCGACCGAUGACUAUGACAUUGGCUUUGGAGUUUAUUUUGACUGGACCCCUGUAACCAGCACUGACAUAACUGUGCAGGUCAGUGAUUCCAGUGAGGAUGAAGAUGAAGAUGAGGAAGAGGACGAGGAGAUUGAAGACCCUGUCCCAGUUGGAGAUGUGGAGAGAGGCUCCAGGAGUUCCCUGCGAGGUCGCUAUGGGGAGGUCAUGCCUGUGUACCGGCGGGACAGCCACCGAGACGUGCAGGCUGGCAGCCACGACUACCCUGGUGAGGGCAUCUACCUGCUCAAGUUUGACAACUCCUACUCCCUGCUACGCAACAAGACUCUCUACUUCCACAUCUACUACACUAGCUGAAGGCCAGCUGGGACAGGAGGCAGGCGGGUGUUUGCUGGCUGGAGCAGGCUGCCAGCUGGGGCCUCUUGCUCUGGAUAUGCAAGAGCUACAAGUUGAGCGUGAGGCUCCUGACCCUCAUGCCCUGCCUGGCAUGCCUGGCUGUCACCCCCAUGUAGCUUUUCCCCCUUCUUGGCUUCUGCAGGUGGUGGUCUAGUGCCCCUGUUCUGUGGUCCCUGACUUGUGCUCUUCUUGCUUCAGACUCCAGCAAAAUCCCUCUGUGAAGGAACCCAUAAGGCAAAAGCCUAAAAGGAAGUCGGGUGUUGUCUUU
Messenger RNA from Ceratotherium simum simum (southern white rhinoceros), 1345 nucleotides. The record is from RefSeq and is a predicted model, not a curated record. NCBI's taxonomy places the organism in Eukaryota, Metazoa, Chordata, Mammalia, Perissodactyla, Rhinocerotidae.